AUAGAAAAAUGCCAAAGGGAAACAAGAAACCUAAUGAGAAAAAAGAGGAGCUUGAAAAAUUUGCAAAAGAAUUGCAAGGAAGUGAUUCGGAUGAAGAUGCUGUUGUAAUUGAACAACCGACUGUUGAGCCUAAACUGCCACAAAAUGAUAGUUCUAGCAGCAACAAAAUCGUGCUCUCCCAAGCAGAAAAGGACCUUUUGCGCACUGAAUUGGAUAAGACCGAAGAAGAAAUCUCAACGCUGAAGCAAGUCCUAUCUGCCAGACAAAAACACGCCGCCGAGCUCAAGCGCAAGUUGGGACUUACUCCAUUCUCGGAACUCUCUCAGGACAUCAACCGCAGCUUGAAAACUGUCACCGAUACCGACGCAUACCAAAAAACCGCUGAGGUAGCCGCCGCCACGUCUGACACAGUUAAAGAAAAGUGGAAUGACAUGAGAAACUCAUCACUGUUCAAAUCCUUCGAGUCAAAACUUGGUUCUGCCCUCAACAACGCUAAGAUGGCUGCUUCAACAUCGAUUGAUCAUUUGGCGGGAGCUGCUCGUGGUCCAAGUCAAACCGGAACCCCAGUUGCGGAGGAGGCCAAGCCAAUCUCUUAAAUUCAUUCAUUUCACAUACCAAUAUGUUGUAAAAACACGUCACUACUGGGAUAUUUCAAUCUAAUCGUCUUUUCUUCAUUCUAUUCUUUUCCUGUCAUUAAUAUCGCCACUUUGUGAAUGAUUGCGGCUUUUUCUGCUGAAAGUAUUCGAUAAUGUUUUGAAAUGUUCUGAAUCCGCAUCCGCAUGGCACAUGUAUUCAUACCUAUUUAUUAAUUUUGUGUUUAAACAUUACUUCAAAAAUUUAUUUUUCUUAUGUUUUAAAAAUGAAUAAAUCGGAAAACGUUAA
Messenger RNA from Caenorhabditis elegans, 882 nucleotides. It is a transcript of the gene F13E6.1, whose product is annotated as D52 family tumor protein. Lineage: Eukaryota; Metazoa; Nematoda; Chromadorea; Rhabditida; Rhabditidae. The transcript is spliced from 5 exons. Bases 9 to 596 code for a protein of 195 amino acids. The record is from RefSeq and is marked reviewed.